UUAAAACGACAUUUAAAUGUGUAGCUAUUCAUUACUUAUACAUUUUACUUCUUUGUGUGUUGUUAGUGUCAACAAAAUACUGUAUCUAAGGUCAAUACUUUCUGUUGUGGAAUCAUUUUUUCGACAUAGUUUUUAAGUUAAACACAUAUUUGUGUAAUCAUCAGACUCAACAACACCAGUAGCUCAGACAUGGAGCUACGUCACCGGAUGAAACACUCAAUCACAGAUUCAUUGAGAACACGAGAAGAAGAAAAGUCACCGAGAUCAGCUGUUUCGGAUGACUUAAAUAGUAAUGAUGAAAUAGAAAAUGAAGAUGCGGUAAAAGAAGAAGACCCUUUAGAAAAGUUAACAAGCAAUGAACAAAAUUUGGCGUCACCUUUCACUCAACAGAAUGUUGGAUUGGUUUUUGGUAACACAAAGAUCUUUGUUCAAAAGGAACUUCUUAUAGCGGUGUCUCCUGUGUUUAAGGCCAUGUUUAGUUCUUCAUUCCUUGAAGGAUCGAAGGAAGAGGUACCUUUACCAGGGAAAAAACUCAGCCAUUUUGUUCUUUUUUUACGUUAUCUGACUCCAGGAUUCGAUGAUGAAUUAUCAGAAGACAAUGUUCAUCAUAUGUUGCCUUUAGCUGAUGAAUAUCAAACUGAUGAUUUAAAGAAAAGAAUUGAAGAUUUUCUGGUUGAUGGUGUGAUUUCCAAAUCAGAUUCCAUCACUUCAGAGCAAAUCAUAUUAGAUAUUCUUGAAGCGGAAAUGUACAAAUUAUCUGACUAUUUAAAAGAAUCCAUUGCAGUUGCUUCCCGGAAAAAGUUUGACAGCUUGACAAAAAGUCCAAAAUUUGAAGAAAUAUCUCAAACUACACAAAGUAAAAUUAGCUUCAAACGGUGGAAAGAUAUCGAUAAGAUAUUUAACAAGGCCGUAAAAGUUAGUCCUCAGUUCAUACGGCAUCAGGAAACUAAAGUGAUACAUGGUUAUUCAAGAGGAUUUGGGUCGAGCGUGUCUAAUGAACCUAAACAAUAUGAAAUUGAUAUCAAAGAGGUUGGUGAACAUUUAAAAAAAUACAUGAAAGAGAACUAAUGCGCAUUUACAUAAGGAUGUAUACUCUUUAUAGGUCACAUGAUACCAAAUGGGAUAUCUCCCGCAUUGGAACACGUUACCACUAAACAAAAAUGAAAAAAUCAAGCCGUAAAGUCAUUCUUAAGUUGUUUCAAUUUGUCCGCAUAAGA
Molecule: messenger RNA, 1217 nt
Organism: Mytilus trossulus (common blue mussel)
Lineage: Eukaryota; Metazoa; Mollusca; Bivalvia; Mytilida; Mytilidae
Product: BTB and MATH domain-containing protein 38-like
Exons: 3
Coding region: 190-1068 (292 amino acids)
Molecular function (GO): protein binding
Source: RefSeq, a predicted model, not a curated record